Trichechus manatus latirostris (Florida manatee) is the source of this 1172-nucleotide messenger RNA. RefSeq names its product olfactory receptor 51I2-like. The coding region runs from base 1 to 1029 and encodes 342 amino acids. NCBI's taxonomy places the organism in Eukaryota, Metazoa, Chordata, Mammalia, Sirenia, Trichechidae. Gene Ontology annotation, cellular component: plasma membrane. The transcript has a single exon. Gene Ontology annotation, biological process: G protein-coupled receptor signaling pathway. Gene Ontology annotation, molecular function: olfactory receptor activity; G protein-coupled receptor activity. The record is from RefSeq and is a predicted model, not a curated record.
AUGGGAGCUAAGGGCAAUGCAAGUCUUGAUCUCUUACCCUCUUUCCUGACUGGUAUCCCAGGACUGGAAGCUCAGCAUGGCUGGCUCUCCAUUCCCUUCUUCACCAUGUACAUCAUAGACAUUGUAGGCAAUAGCCUAAUCAUGGCAGCAGUGCAGGUGGACCCUGCCUUACAUGAGCCCAUGUAUCUGUUUCUCUCCAUGAUGGCCAUCACUGAGGUGGGAGUCUCUGUAUCUACACUGCCCACUGUCAUAGGCAUCCUUUGGUUUGAUGUCCGCCAGCCUGACUUUGAUGGCUACCUGGCCCAGAUGUUCUUCAUUCACACUUUCUCCUGCAUGGAGUCAGGGGUCCUGUUGGCCAUGAGUUAUGACCACUUUGUAGCCAUCUGCAAUCCGCCAUGGUAUACAGCCAUCCUGACCUUGCCCCGUAUCAUCUCCAUGGGUUUUGGUAUUACACUGAAGAGUGUGACACUCAUGGCCCCUCUUCCCAUCCUGUUGAAGAAAGUGCCCUAUUGCCACGCUAAUGUCCUAUCCCUCUCCUACAACCUCCACUCAGAUCUGAUUCAGCUGCCUUGUGCUGAUAUCAAGCUGAACAGCAUUCUGGGCUUGGCCAUUGUCCUGGCCACUUUUGGGCUGGACUCACUGCUCAUUGUGGUCUCUUAUGUGCUGAUUCUUUACACAGUGCUGGGCAUUGCCUCUGGGGAGGGAAGGCGGAAGGCCCUCAAUACAUGUGUGUCACGCAUCUGUGCUGUGCUUGUGUACUAUGUGCCAAUGAUUGGUGUAUCUGUGAUGCCUCGUGCUGCCAAACAUGCCUCCGCCAUGGUCCACACACUCAUGUCUAGCAUCUACCUCUUUGUGCCUCCUGUACUCAAUCCCAUCAUCUAUAGUGUUAAGACUCGGCCAAUCCGACAGGGAAUUGCCACCUUGUUCUCCUGUAAGAGGGAAUUCUCUGAAUCACCAAAGGGGACAGGGACUUUCAGUCAGUCCAGAAAUCCUGAUGGUAUUUCUGCUAUGGGUAAAACUCGACACUAGGCAUUUUUAGGAGGAAUAUGGAUGAAAAAUUCAAAGUGUUGCCACAGGCUUGAAUCUGGAUCACAAGAGUUAUCCCUAAGCUCUUUCCAUCUCACAUUUUAUUAGUGUGUGUGUCUCUGUGUUACUUACACAUGUCUUUCUUC